AGUAGUCAGGCCUGUGGAAGUCGGAAGCAGGAGACUACCAGUGACAUGAAGAGCAGCAGUGUAGACAAACGAAGGAGCUCUCAUCGCAGCAGGGACAGGUCAAGGGAAAGACGAAGAAGUCGUAGUGAAGAGAGACGCCGCCGGAGUUCACCUAGUAGCAGGCGAGAUGUGCGACAGCACUUGCGAGAUGAGCCAAGGCAGCGUAGUUCACACCGAAGCCGGUCACAUCAUUCAACAUCUUCUAGAGAUCGUCACCGUGACUCAUCUCGCCCCAGGUCAUCUAAUCACAGAAGAGCUUCACCACGUUCUCAUUGUUCUCCAAGACUCGUCCAACAUACAGACAGGAGACAUGAUUACCAUGAUGAGAGACGGAAGAGAAGUGAAAUGGAAGAGAAAGAGAGGAGGCUAAGCACAAGUAGGAGCUUCUCAACCAGAACAGGCAGGCAAUCUCCAGAGGAUGGGGAUCAGUCGGAGGAUGAAAUUUCUGGUGGUCAGGAACCUGAGCCAGACGAUGCAGAGGAGGAAGAUUAUCUUUUGGAAUCUGCACGGUGGAUUCGUAGCAGCCCUGCAGAGCUGUAUUAUCGAAAAGAUGAAAAGGUUUCAGGGCUUGUCACAGGAACGACGAAGCUGCACGCCCUGCAAGACAAAUUUAGACACGAGUUGGUGGAACGAGGAGCACGGGUGAAAAGCAAGCAAGAGCCAUACAAUCCUCCUCCUCGAAAGAAGAAGCUCUGCAACCCCAAGUCACAUCCCAUUGCCAACCGUGGUACAAGUGAUUCCUCAAGCAAUGAAUCUGAGUCUGAUGAUGACAAUGCCAUGGAGGAGUUGGAAGUGAAAAGGAAGCACCCAUACCGACUACACCAGGAACUGUGGUACAAUGAUCCUGGAGAAAUGAAUGACGGCCCUUUGUGCCGAUGCAGUGCCAAGGCUCAGCGAUCAGGCAUUCGGCAUGGAAUUUAUCCUGGGGAGGAGCCGCUCACUUCUUGUGACCCCAACACUAAUAACAUUGGGCGUUUGCACCAUUAUCGUAUUGUAGUCACUCCACGUACCAAUUUUUCUGUGAAGUGCCCUACCACCAUCAAGCAUGAUGGGCAUGAAUUUGCAUUUGAAGGCUUCUCUCUGCUUUCACAUUGGCCACUUCCAAAGCUGCCUACGUGCCGAGAGAUCAGAUUCAACAUUGAGUAUGCAGUACUCUAUAUAGAAGAGCAAAUGCCUGAGAACUUCACUGUAGAAGGCCUUGAACUCUUUACACGUUACUUGUUCUUCGAAGUGCUAGAAAUGCUUGACCUCGACUGGCGGGCUCAUGGAGACAAGGACGGGUGCCCUAGGUUCCACUUCAUGCCUCGGUUUGCACGAAAAUUGGAAGACAAUGGGAAGGAGUUGUUGUCACUGAAUGUUGUGCUGAGCUACCUUCUGAACAAGAAUGUACCGCUGGUGUCAGCUGCGGAGCUGCCCCACCUCUUCAAGACGUCUCAAAGCAAGUGGCAGGCAUAUGCUGACCAGGUGAAGGGCAUGAUUGUUGUGAAUCCAGGCAUGAAGCCAUGUGCUCUUCGUGUGGACCAGCUGGACCGGGAGCUGUGUAAUGAAGAAGGCACCGUGUUUCCUGAGAUUGUACACUUCGGCAUCCGACCACCGCAACUCAGUUAUGCUGGAAAUCCCAUGUACCAAAAAGCAUGGCGAGACUACGUAAAGUUUCGCCACUUGCUUGCCAACAAGCCUAAGGUGCUUUACUCUGACCGGCACAAGCUACUCCAGAAGGAAGUCAAGCUUCAGGAGAUGAGACUCAAAAGCAACUUGAAGAGGGGUGUCACUGUGGUAGUAAGCAGUAAGGGGUUCUACCGGACGGGCAUCAUGUGUGAUGUUGUACAGCACGCUCUGCUCCUUCCUGUGCUCGUGUGCCACCUUCGCUUCCAUAAGUCCUUGGACUUCCUCGAAAGCAUCAUUGAGACAGAAUUCAAGGAUCGUUAUCUUCUUCAGCUGGCAUUGACACACCCAUCUUACCGGGAGAACUUUGGCACAAACCCAGAUCAUGCACGCAACUCGCUGACCAACUGUGGUAUCAGGCAGCCUGAAUAUGGGGAUCGACGGAUACACUAUCUAAACACCCGGAAACGAGGCAUCAACACGUUGAUCAAUAUCAUGUCGCGCUUUGGCCGUCAAGAGGAAACAGCAUCCAGCAUAAGCCACAAUGAGCGGCUGGAGUUCCUUGGGGAUGCAGUUGUGGAGUUUCUUUCUAGCAUCCACCUUUUCUUUAUGUUCCCUGAUCUUGAAGAAGGUGGUUUGGCUACCUAUCGAGCCGCCAUUGUCCAGAAUCAGCACUUGGCCGUACUUGCCAAGAAAUUGGAGCUGGAGAAGUACAUGCUGUAUGCUCAUGGUUCUGACCUCUGCCAUGAUUUGGAGCUACGUCACGCCAUGGCAAACUGCUUUGAGGCACUUAUGGGUGCCCUCUUUCUGGAUAGUGGCAUCAAGGUGGCGGACAAGGUCUUUUCUGCAACUCUUUUUUCGGAGCCUGAUCUUCUGGAUGUCUGGACCAACUACCCUCCACAUCCUUUGCAGGAACAAGUGCCAGAGGGCGAUAGAAAGUGGAUUGGCAUUGUUCCAUUGCUGAAGAAACUGAAUGAGUUUGAACAGUUGACUGGCAUUGAGUUCACCCACAUUAGACUGCUGGCAAAAGCCUUCACUCAUCGCAGCAUUGGAUUCAACAACCUCACACUGGGUUCAAACCAGAGGCUAGAAUUUCUGGGUGACACCGUCUUGCAGCUGGUUGCAUCUGAAUACCUCUACAAGUAUUUUCCAGAGCACCAUGAAGGUCAUCUGUCUCUUCUUCGAAGCUCUCUGGUGAACAACCGAACACAGGCAGUAGUGUGUGAUGACUUGGGAAUGGUGGAGUACGCUAUAUACCCAUACGCGAAGGCUGAGCUCAAGACCAAAGAUCGCGCCGACAUUCUUGAAGCUUUUCUUGGAGCGUUGUUUGUUGACAAGGGCUUGGAAUACUGCAAAGCAUUCUGCCAGGUGUGCUUCUUUCCACGACUACAGGACUUCAUUCUCAAUCAGGACUGGAAUGAUCCAAAGAGUAAGCUGCAACAGUGCUGCCUCACACUACGAUCCAUGGAUGGUGGCGAGCCAGAUAUACCCAUGUACAAAGUAAUUGAGUGCAAAGGACCGACCAAUACCAGAGUCUACACAGUGGCAGUCUACUUUAGGAGAAAAAGGCUUGCCACAGCAUCUGGCCACAGCAUCCAGCAAGCAGAGAUGGCUGCUGCCUCAAAAGCCCUAGAAGCAUCCAAAGAACUUUUCCCUCAGCUGAGCCAUCAGCGAAGAGUCCUUGAAAGAAUCCUUAAGCAACGAGCUCCAGGCAAAGAGGAUGAACCACCUACAAAGAAAUCGCGUGACGACUCUUCUACGGAUUCACGAAGCAGGCACAAUUCGUCGUCGCGAUCACAUGGAAGUCUCGACAGGAGGAGAACAAGUGGGGAAACAAAGAGGCGGUCAAGAUCCAGGAGUAGGGACACCUCAAAGCCAGAGGCCAGAAAGUCAAAGCAAGUGCUAUAAUUCAUAUUUCACUAUGAAAACAGUGUAAUGGGUUUGAAAGAAUGUUAUGUUUUGUAGUAUGAGGCGAAAUACGGCAGCAGGGUAGAAUAGAUGGAGAGGAUAGACUCUGCCUAUUCCUUCAUGUUUGCGUAUUUCGCCUUGUGCUACAAAACAUUCAUUCAAAUGCAUCACCAACAACCCCACAUUGCAACUCUUGUCGAGUGUAAUGGGGCUUCUUUGAAAGGGUCCUGAAACGUUCUCCAAAAAUUUAAACCACUUGUGUCUUCAUAAUCUUGGCAGUUCAUUCAAUACUAUACCUUGGCUCGUUUCAUCGACUGUGCUCACUGAAUACCUAAAAAAGUGCUGUUUCAGUUUCCCAGCUCACAAUCCUGUCAACUGUGCUGCUCACGUCACUUCAAGACAGCCAAUGAAAUCUUUGUCGUUGACAAAACAUGGCAACGCGGUGAUGUUUUUGAGCCUUCAUUCACUGUGCUUCGUAGCAUCAUACUGCUUGGCACCAUCACCACUAUCUGACCUUUCCGAACUACGGCGUCAUCUGCUUGAGCGGAGUCGGUUUUUGGGCUUUGAGCCGUAUGCUGACACACCCAUGCGAGUUCAUGAUCGGCCAUCGUCAGAGCAAAGCAGCAGUGACGGCGGCGAUGACGGCGAAGAAGCCUGCGCCCUCGAAGCACUCGUAUCAAGACUGCCUGGUAGAACCUUCCCUUGCAGAAGUCCUGACCAUGAACCUCCGCUUUGUAUGCCCAUACCAUCCGGGACCAUCGCGGUUGAUAGCUCGAAGCACUGCUCUGCACUGUGGCUUGCUGGACAGCUUGUGAGAGCGAACGCUGUUUCCACUUUGAUAACUUGUGCGUGUGGCACUGUCUAAUGACAUGCACGGUUGGCAUAGCAAGGAUUAAGCGCUGGACACGGUGCAAUUCAGCAUCCGAUUUGGCGUGUGACGUCCACACGGCGUACAACGAUUCGCGACACAUGAGGUGAACGAGACAUCAGGGCUCGGGCGCCGCCCACGUUCGGCACCUCAGCUUUCACACUCAGAAGACAUCGUAUCCUCUUUAAUCAAGCACAAAAUAAACAACCUCACACAGUCGUGCUUCAUUUUCUAAUAACACUGCCAACAAAGCUACCCCUUCGCGAGCAACAAACAUCGCCACAGCCCACAUUCAAUCUCGACUUCGAGCGUAGGCCUUGCAAGGUCGGCAUUCUCGGUAGUGCCGCUUACUUUCCAAUAUGAGCUCAUUCUCCAGCGUUCUUUUUUUCCUACAUCAUAAAAACUUGUGCACUUAUAUGAUCUUUUAUCAGUGCAACUUGUUUACUUGGCAGCCUCGAUGUAUAGAGCAGAGGUGAGAACGAAGCUGGCUGGUUCCCCGAGACGGCCGGUGCCACUGUUUGUUUACCUGCGAAAUGGCCUUCCAUCACGGCUCAAUACCUCAUUGGUGGUUCGGAAAAGAAUGUUGCCUUGCAAAAAUAGUGCACUUCAAGCAUCACUUUAAUAAAUCAUGAGUUAUUUCACGUCAGGAAUAGUUUAUCGAAUGUUUUCUAUAUCACCGGCAACGACGAUAUCCACAAAUACCAGCAGGAUCGGGGCUAUCGGAGUGGUGAGCAUGGCCUCCGAGAUAGAGGAUGCACAGGGGUUUCUCUCCAGCCAAUCCCAAUCGCAUAGAAAGAGCGUGUUUCAAGAAGUGGGCUUGGUCCGCUCUUUUCUUUGUAC
This is a messenger RNA of Rhipicephalus microplus (southern cattle tick), 5260 nucleotides long. It is a transcript of the gene drosha, whose product is annotated as ribonuclease 3 drosha. NCBI's taxonomy places the organism in Eukaryota, Metazoa, Arthropoda, Arachnida, Ixodida, Ixodidae. The record is from RefSeq and is a predicted model, not a curated record. Gene Ontology annotation, cellular component: microprocessor complex; nucleus. Gene Ontology annotation, biological process: rRNA processing; primary miRNA processing; pre-miRNA processing. Gene Ontology annotation, molecular function: RNA binding; ribonuclease III activity.